This is a messenger RNA of Bombyx mandarina (wild silkworm), 495 nucleotides long. RefSeq names its product chorion class B protein L11-like. Gene Ontology annotation, cellular component: egg chorion. Gene Ontology annotation, biological process: multicellular organism development; chorion-containing eggshell formation. The record is from RefSeq and is a predicted model, not a curated record. Lineage: Eukaryota; Metazoa; Arthropoda; Insecta; Lepidoptera; Bombycidae. Gene Ontology annotation, molecular function: structural constituent of egg chorion.
AUGGCCGCUAAACUCAUUCUCUUCGUCUGCGCCAUCGCCCUCGUGGCUCAGUCCGCUUUAGGCAUUGGUUGUGGUUGCGGUUAUGGAGGUCGUGGCUACGGCGGUCUGGGCUAUGGUGGUUUGGGCUAUGAUGGUCUGGGCUACGGGGGUCUUGGAGGUGGAUGCGGACGUGGUUUCAGCGGUGGUGGUCUCCCUGUAGCUACUGCCUCUGCUGCUCCCACUGGUCUGGGUGUAGCUUCCGAGAACAGAUACGAGGGUACCGUCGGUGUCUGCGGUAACCUGCCUUUCCUUGGUACUGCUGAUAUCGCUGGUGAGUUCCCCACUUACGGUUUCGGUGAAAUCGACUACGGUUGCGGUGAUGGCGCCGUCGGCAUCACCGCUGAGAGAGGCAUCGGCUACGCUGGUGGUCUCGGCUAUGGCGCUGGAUACGGUCUCGGCUAUGGAGGCUACGCCGGAACCGGAUAUGGAUGUGGAUGUGGUGGAAGAAUCUACUAA